Molecule: messenger RNA, 1196 nt
Organism: Salvia splendens (bonfire salvia)
Lineage: Eukaryota; Viridiplantae; Streptophyta; Magnoliopsida; Lamiales; Lamiaceae
Product: peroxidase 6
Exons: 1
Coding region: 138-1124 (328 amino acids)
Biological process (GO): response to oxidative stress; hydrogen peroxide catabolic process
Molecular function (GO): heme binding; peroxidase activity
Source: RefSeq, a predicted model, not a curated record
GUUGAGUUGAGUUGAGUCGCUAAGGAAAGAGAUGGGUGAAAGGGAGCUAAAAUCGGUAUUUACAGAAAUUAAAUCCCUUGGUAAAAAAAAAACAAACAGAAACACCUGUUUGUUUCCAUACACACCAGCACCAAACAAUGUCCCCACCACCGGUUCUGUUCAUCCUUCCUUUCCUCGUCCUCGUCCAAUCCAGCCGGCCGUCUCCGCCGCAGCUGAAAACAGACUUCUACGCGAAGACGUGCCCCCGCUUCGGCAAGAUCCUCCAAGAUGUGAUCACCGACAAGCAGAUGGCCGUCCCCUCGGCCGCGGCGGGCGUCCUUCGGCUGUUCUUCCACGACUGCGUGGUGGGCGGGUGCGACGCCUCCCUCCUCCUCAAGUCCCCCUCCUCCUCCCACUCCUCCGAGCGCGACCACGAAAUCAACCGCUCCCUCCCCGGCGACGCCUUCGACGUGGUCAUCCGCGCCAAGACCCGCCUGGAGCUGGAGUGCCCCGGCGUCGUCUCCUGCUCCGACAUCCUCGCCGAGGCCACCCGCGACCUCCUCACCAUGGUCGGCGGCCCCUUCUACCCCGUCCCCCUCGGCCGCCGCGACAGCCUCGCCGCCCACGCCGACGACGUCCAGGGCCACAUCGCCACCCCCACCAUGCCCCUCACUCAGAUCAUCGACAUCUUCGCCGCCAGGGGAUUCUCCGUCCAGGAGAUGGUCACCCUCUCCGGGGCCCACACCAUCGGCUUCUCCCACUGCACCGAGUUCGCCUCCCGCAUCUUCAACUUCAGCGCCACGCAGGACCACGACCCCUCCAUGAACCCUUCCUACGUCGAUGGCCUCCGCAAGCUCUGCGCCGGUUACAAGAAGGACCUCACUUUGGCCGCCUUCAACGACCCCAUGACGGCUGGCAAGUUCGACAAUGCCUAUUAUGUGAAUCUGCAGAAUGGGUUUGGUCUGCUGGCCAGCGAUCAGAUCAUGGCGUCCGAUCCACGGACCAAGCCCUUCGUUGAUAUGUACGCCAAGGAUGGGACCAAAUUCUUCAAGGAUUUCGCCAAGGCUAUGGAGAAAGUGGGCUUGCUAGAUGUCAAGACUGGGAAUCAAGGGGAGGUAAGGAAGAGGUGUGACACUCCAAAUUGAUUUUAUUUCAUUCAACUUUUAGGCUUCUUGUAGUAUUUUAAAUAUGUGUAUAAACAUGAUGAAAAAGGAAAA